AUGAGUUGUCUUCAUUUUUUUAAAGCACCUAGGACACAGUCAGAAGAAAGACAAGACUACGAGAAAUAUUUGCAAAAAAACAUUGUUUCAAAUUUUAAUGACAAAAGACGAUUUUACAACCGCGGCCAUCUUACACCCAACGAUGCCUUCGACAUUGCUAACGAACGUGAUCUUACAUUUGUGAAUACCAAUAUUGCACCACAAUGGGUCAUGUUCAAUGGUGGAAACUGGAACGUUGUGGAAAAUGCUGUGAAAACGUAUUCUAAUAAAUAUCAACGAAAAGUUUAUGUUGUCACUGGAACAGGUAACAGUUGGAGAUGUUUGUCGUUUUAAGUCACUUUUAGACAGCUCGCACCAUCUUGACGAGAAUAAAGACACAUUUAUUUAUUUAGAGUAGUCCUAUUAGCAAUAAAAACAUGUCACUGUUAUCAACAUGCCACUGAAAAAACAUGUCAAUGUUAUCACUUUCUUAACUGCAUUUAUCCAAACCCACUCUGUCAACCUUUCCCGCAUGCGGGACGAAACUGCAGCACACCCAACUACUUCUUUUCACUUGAGUCUUUUCACGAACUCACGAACUCAUACGUAAAAGGCUUGCUUGGACGACUACACGUUACCUAAGUCCCUUUAAAUUUUGGUCGAGCGAAAGGGACAUGUUGAAGAUAGCUAAUGGGCCGGUCAAAAUCAUGUGAUAAAUACAUAAAAAAUUGUGUUUUUCUUCCUUUAUGUGGCUACAAACGAAAUGCGUUAACAUAAUUAUUGAAUCCAGUGACUUUUUACUAUUUUGUAGAAUGAAAUGAGGAAGGCAAACGAAGGAAACUCGGUCCUUCAACUGCGAAAACUCACUUUACAACAUUAUUGUUCCAAAAUUUGUUUAAUAAUAAAAUUUAGGUGUUCCUGUUAAUUUUGAAAUUUUACGGUUAUUGCUUUGGCUGUGCUAGCUGGAGAAAAUUCUAGGUUUUCAAAGUUGUAUUAUUUACAUUACUGCAUGUACCUUAACAAUGCAACUUGAAUUCCAAAGCGUCAUUUUACAUACAUGCGACUAGAUGUUGGCUAACUAGUUAGCGCAUGAAUUGCCACCCACUAGAAAGCUUCCAUUUGUCCCUGCACUUUUCCCGCAAUGCCUACUUUGUUGCCAUAAUCCCUAUGCUAACACAAUGCUUACAAAUUAAACCGUCAUUUCUACUCGGUUGAAAGAAAUUUAAAUGUUACGGAAUGUUUAGUGCUGUCGAAAGCAAAUUAUUAUCCGUGUUUCCUAAGAGGAAUUUUAUAAAAGUUUUGAAGUUUGUGCAUCUAAAAAUUCAAGAUUUUCUAAAUACUUUAAACUUUUUUACAAUAUCGUCAUCCCGGUUUUGAAACACGUUGGGCGUGUACAUUUUGAAAACACAAUCAUGAUUGGAUAGCUUGUACCUACUGGCUGAUAUGUGCACAAUAUCAGCGUAGCAACAAACUUUUCACAAAUCAAUAGUUAUUAUGAAUGGAUUUCUCAAACAUUAUUUCCGAAUGAUGCCUUUCAGGCGGAGAAAUUAUGAAACUGAACAAUAGAGUCACCGUUCCAGCAUUCUUCUGGAAAGCUGUAUGUGAUCCAGAGAAAAGAGAAUCGAUAGUGUUUGUUGCCAAAAAUCCGUCUGGAAAAGAAGGUACCGAAAGACAAGGAGGUUGCCCCAUUAAAGAUAUUCGAAAACAAAUGACACCAGUUAACGGAAUCAUCAAGUGCUCCAGUUUGGAUGAUCUAAAAAGAAGAAAAGAAGCAAAAUAUUUCAAGUUACCUUCCUUUGGCGAGGCUUGUCAGCCGUCUAAGAAAGGCACGUUCUUGGAUCAGUUUUUAUCUGAUUUCAAUUAGAUAAAAAAACAUUUGGUAGCACAUGUUGAUCAGACG
Molecule: messenger RNA, 1879 nt
Organism: Paramuricea clavata
Lineage: Eukaryota; Metazoa; Cnidaria; Anthozoa; Malacalcyonacea; Plexauridae
Source: the annotation of a GenBank genome assembly